Messenger RNA from Mya arenaria, 1965 nucleotides. Its product is annotated as PDZ domain-containing protein 11-like. The transcript has 7 exons. The coding region runs from base 69 to 524 and encodes 151 amino acids. Gene Ontology annotation, biological process: maintenance of epithelial cell apical/basal polarity; neurotransmitter secretion; protein localization to basolateral plasma membrane. NCBI's taxonomy places the organism in Eukaryota, Metazoa, Mollusca, Bivalvia, Myida, Myidae. Gene Ontology annotation, molecular function: protein binding. Gene Ontology annotation, cellular component: synapse; cell-cell junction; basolateral plasma membrane. The record is from RefSeq and is a predicted model, not a curated record.
UACCACUUCCGUUUGAUACUUUUAUUUAUUUGUUGUUGUUCUUGUUUUAACAAAUUUGUAAACAGGAAAUGAUGCGAGGUCAAGAGGCCCCGGAGUCUAUACCCCAAUACUUGCCGCCGUAUGAGGGUCCACCACCGUGGUGUCCACCGGAAGAGAGGGACAAACACCCAGACUACUGUUCAGACUUGGAACGAUUUCUACCAAGGAACAUAAGUUUGCAAAGAAAUAAAACAUCGGAACAGCUUGGCUUUAACAUAAGAGGAGGCAAAGAGCACAACUGUGGAAUAUUUGUUUCCAAGGUGAUGCAGAACAGCGAGGCUGACAGACUAGGUUUGAGAGAAGGAGAUCAGAUUUUGUCGGUGAACGAUACCAAUUUGGAACACAUAGAUCAUGGAGAGGCUGUGAAAAUCCUGAAGAAUAACACUUCCAUCUGGAUGAUUGUGAAAUAUUUCCCGUAUGGUUACAACAAAACUUAUGAUAAAGGUCGUCAUAGCAACCCUGGAAGUCCACAGCCAACCAGAUAACUGCCUUGCCAAGGUCACUGUGGGAUGAAUGUCUUUUAAGGGUCAAGGUCAUUAAAGGGUAUUAUUGGUUUUGACUAGAAUCUCAAGAUGGAGAAAGUUGUUGGAAGUACCAUGUACUUUAUUAUAGGGCAGCAUUAUUUUUUUACAUAAUAUGCGAUCAUUUAUAAUUUCAAUGUUAAAUAUAACAUAUGCAUACAUACAUUCAUUACUUCGUUCUAAGCUUGUCUGUUUUUCAAGGUAUUGUCAUAGUCUUUGCAGUGUCUGUUGUCAGCUUGCUCUAACUUGAAAUUGGCCACAACUCAAAAAACUUUCAGGUUAUUCAAAUGAGUUUUGUUACACAUGUUGCCCGAGAAAAUUCGCACAAUGUACAGCAAGGCACUCACUCUGACAUUUAAUAAUUAUUGAGUUAUGCCCUUUAUUUGAUUGCAAAAAAUACAGACAAUUGUUGGCAUUCACUUUGCAGCGCUCUAGUUUUUGCAUUGGCAUGAUUUAGCUCACAUGUUUUUGUUAUUGAAUAUUUUUGCCAUGAUGAUAUGAACAAAAAUGACUUUUUAUCCAUAGACCAAUAUUUGAAUGCUUGACAAGAAUAUAAUGUUAUAAAGACAUGAUUGUAUGAAUCAACUUGUAUUUUACUGAAUUUGGAAAAAAUUACACAUUUGUACAGUACCAGAGGUAUUUGUGUGAUUUUUUUUUGGUUCAUGGUAUAUUUUUCUCAAGUUCAUAUUUAGCAAAAGUGGACAUGUGACAUCAUGGUGGUUACCAUGGUUACAAAAACAUCACAUCAUUUUCUGGAGCCAUGAUUAGUAUUACUUGUAUUUUUGGUAACUAUUGAAUACUAACAUAUUUGAGGUAAAUAAAGAUGUAAUGCUCUCAAACUGACCAUUAAGGUGAAGGUCUAUUUCAGGUCAAAGUUUAACUUUACCUGACAAUUUGAGAUUUCUUGUGUAUUUUUUCUUUUUUUAAAUUGGUUUGCACAGUUUGGUUACAAAGUUAUAGCAAAGUAGAAUAAUACAUAUUUCUCAAUUAGGCAUACUUUAGCAAUAAGUUAAGUUUGUUGAAAACCAGUAGGUUUUUGACUAGUGUAAUUAUUUUCUUCAUAAUAAAUGCAGUUUAUCACAAAUUAAACAUUUUAUGGUUGUUGUGUGGAAUAUAGUAAUACUAGUAAUCAUUUUAAAGAAUGUUAUAUUGAUGGUUUUUGAUGUUUGUAUAUUACAAGUUUAUGUAUUUUAUGUACAUGUUUGCAAAGGGUGUUAUAAAAAUACACGGAAAUGUGCUCUCAUUUCAUUACUUCAUCAUAAAAGUUUUAUCAUGUUUCAUUCAUUUAAUAAGAAAUAAGAGCAAUUCUGCCUAUUUUAGCACCCAUCGUACAUUGCAAUGACACAUAUCAGAGUAUAUUUUUAUGGUUAAUAUAUUUGUAUGUUUAUGUCAAAUAAAAUUUGUG